This is a messenger RNA of Zychaea mexicana, 2271 nucleotides long. RefSeq lists its product as uncharacterized. The record is from RefSeq and is a predicted model, not a curated record. Lineage: Eukaryota; Fungi; Mucoromycota; Mucoromycetes; Mucorales; Lichtheimiaceae. The coding region runs from base 260 to 2059 and encodes 599 amino acids. Gene Ontology annotation, biological process: nucleocytoplasmic transport. Gene Ontology annotation, molecular function: structural constituent of nuclear pore. The transcript has 7 exons. Gene Ontology annotation, cellular component: nuclear pore.
GUUGAGAAAGCUGACCAUUCCAGUGGCGAUAACAAAUCAACCGCUGAUAAGACAACUGAUUCGGAUAAGCCUGGUGAGAAAUCUGGCGAAAACUGGUUUGGAGGAUCGUCAAAAUCUGACGAAGCACCACAGACUUCGUCUGCUGCGUCUGCAUCGUUGCCAACCUUUUCAAUCACAUCUACUGCUUCUUCUCCCGAGAAAGGCAAGGAAGCACCGUCAAAGGGGCCAUCACCUUUUGUGUUCCCCAAGGCUACAGGUAAUGUCACUGCGCUCCCUCAAUCAUAUGGUUUGCUUCUUGCUCUGUGUGAAUCAAGCUUCUAACUUAAGAGUAUCUCCGUGUGCAGAGGACAAACCCGAAGGUCAAAAGACUACUACACCUGCCUUUUCGUUUGAUCAACCUGCAGAGGUUCCCAAACCUACUUUCUCAUUUGGUACACCGGUAUCAUCUGCUUCAAACCAACCAUCCGUUCCGACAUUUUCGUUUGACAAAUCGCAAGAGAAAAAAGCCUCCGAGACGCCAGCUUCUACUUCGACAGCACCGAAGUUCUCAUUUGCAGCACCUGCACCAGCACCUGCUUCAUCUACUUCGCCAGCAUUGGAUAAAGGACCAUCGCCUUUCAACUUCCCUGCAAAUGCAGCAUCUACAGACAAGCCAUCUGCUGAAAAGGCUUCUACUACUAGCUCUGCAGCAGCAACCACAGCAAGCAGUCCAUUUGGUGGAUUUUCUUUCAAGACCCCGGAAGCAUCCAAGCCAGCAACGACAUCUAGCGUUCCUGCUCCUUCGCCUGGAACUGCGUUUACUUUUACAUCAACCUCUGCAGAAGCCGAUAAGCCUGUAUCUACCACAACAUCAUCGUCAACAUUCUCAUUUGGCACCGAGGCACCUUUAGCUGCAUCGAAAGAAUCAUCCUCGACAACGUCAGAGUCAGGCAGGAAGCGCAAGAGUUCGGAUCAACCUAGUGCGACCGAAUCUAGCCGACAAAAGCUUCUCCAUGGCAAAUCCCCGUUAUCACAAAGCUGGUCUGCUGAGGAAGAUAAUGGUGAUGCUGCCAAAAAGGGAUUGUCGACAGCUGGCAGUGGAAGUACACUUGUCAGCGGUCUGAGCGGUGCCAUUCCUACGCGCAAGCGCAGUGUCGAUAACGCCGGCAUUACACAAACCACAAAUGCACCUGGAAAGAAGGCUUUAACUGAAAUCCAAAACAAAGAGAACCACACCACUGACAAGCAUGUUAGCUUCAAGGAUACACCGUCGUCAAAGUCAAGUGACAAGUCAAAGACAGCUAGCACGGAUAAACCCGAGACCAUCAGCCCGUUCAAACCGCUCCAGUCAAAGCCUAUUGAGAUACCCAGUUCAGAACAAGCGUCGUCUGCUACAAAGUCCCAAUCCACUCCCAAAGAUAUCUUCGGGCCGCCGGCACCAACAACGGCCGAGCAGACAACAUUGGAAUCGAAGAUUACAAAUCCUGAAAGCAUCGAAAAGAGAACACGCUACAGGGACCUACCCGGAACGGCGCAGAACGAAUUGAAUGCACUAUCCUUGUUUAUCACCCAACAAAUGGAUAUUAGCAAGACUAUCGAAACGCGGCAAUCAGCAUACAAUGGAGAACUCAUUCGGGAAAUUGAUACCUAUGCGGAUAACUGCGCCAAGGAAUUGCGACUACAAAGGGAUCUGCACGAAGUCACACAGCAAAACAUCGAAGCUCUGACGUCCACUGUUGACUAUCAGUUGAAGAAUGCCAUGGUUGGUCAACUGUUUUUCGAAAACAAGAACACGCAAGGUCGCUCAAAGCCAGGCACUACCAUCCAUCAGCGAUAUUUCAACGACCUUGCUGCAUCUCUUGAAACUCGCGUCAAGGAAUAUCGCUCAGCGAUUAAUCAGAUUGACGAGCGUAUCCAAACAAUGGUUGAUGGCAGUCUGGCCGAGACGACGACGCCUGAACAGAUCCCAAGCAUCCUCAAAUCGCAAAGCAACACUCUGAUUGCAUUAGCAGCCAAGGUGGCGGAACUUCACCAAGAAACAGAAAAGCUCAAGCGCAAUUGCAGAAAUAUUACGAAGUAAAGGACACACCAAUAGCGUAGACAGCACACUGAAUGUACAUAGCUUUUAAAAAAAACAAGAAAAGAUAAUAAUAAUAAUCGCCCAAGUAUUCAUUUAUUCAUCUCAAUCGACUCGUUGCAUUACGUUUGAAAGCUUGAAAACUGCGUCUGGGGAAACAUUUUGCUCGAGACAGGACGGGGUAAAAACCCGGUGUGUGGCACAGGGAAAAGGUA